UAGAGCUAAGCGUCAUUAGUGGCAUUAUACGACAUACGAUUGUGCGAAAUAUCUUAGCAGUGUCAAUAUGUCUGGUCCCAAAUAUGUGUCAGUUUAUUGGGAACAGAAAAAGAAAUUUACAACACAAAAAAUAUUUUGUGUAAGAAACCCAAGCCAACUAAAAAACUCGAAACUUGAUGAUGUUGAACAUCAGGGGAGAGACAAAGACAAACCACAGAAUGGCUGGCAAUGCUUUCCAGGAAGAAUCAUAGCAAUUGGAGCCAAGAAAAAAUCAAUUGAAGCAAAGGGUUUUCUCAAGAACCAAGAAAUUACAGCAGCAGAAAGGGAAGGUGGUGAAAUCGCAGGGAAUCAAACUGUUUUGGAUUCCAGUUCAGCGGAAUCAGAUUCAUCUUCCUCAAGUAAAUGUUAUGACAACAUUCCUUCGACAUUUUUUGAAAGUCAGCUUCAAGCUAAGCUAAAUGAGGAUAUUCCUUCAAGUCAGCAGCUUCAAUCUAAGGACAAGGCAAAAGCUAAGAUCACGUGCAGGCAUUGGAGAAGUUAGCCGUCAAAGAAAUGGUGUUGUUCUGUGAAAACCGCAAAGUUUGUCGAAACGUCAGAAUUGCACAUUUCUUAGAUGAAACACCACGACCAUAUGAUCGUAAUUCGUCAGCCGUUUGCGACAUUUGCGCAUCUGAAGCCAUAUAUAAAGAAGUUGACGUCAUACAACAUGUUUGUGAUAGGAGCUUGCAUACCGGCGAUGUUAAGGAUUGUGCACUGUACGGCAAAGGUUCAGGUUGGAAAACUGAUAAUGCCUUUAGAUUAGUUCAACAACUAAUUCUGGAUAACGUACUGGAAGAAAGGUUGGUGUGUGAAAAAGGACGACAAGCGUAUGCAAUUAUUCUCAUUGGAAGCAACUGGCCUUUGCAAAAGAACAACCAGCCGCGGGUGGAAAUUAGAAGAAAGAAACGUCGUAAUCGGAUUCGAUCAAGCUCUCCAGAAACACGCGAACAAUCCCCGUCUAUUCCAGAUUGCUCUGACGUACCAAUGGAAUUAGUAAUUGCAAUUGUUGCAGAUGCGAAUGACAACUCUUCGGAUUCAUCAGAAGAAGAAAUUUCUACUGAAGAAAUGGAAGAGCAUGGCAAAUGCAUCUGCAGCAAUUGCCACAUGCGUCAUUCCUGGCUGGUUUUUUUUUGUGCCAUAUCAGAAACAGCAAAGGAGAAUGAAUUGUCAGCUCCUUCCGGGCCGCCGGUGCGACUAGUUACAGUCGGUGAAGAAAUGCAAGUAGUGCCAGGUAGUCGGACAUGCUACCACUGCCGCGUAGUGGGACAUAUCGCAAAAGAUUGUACCAAUCCCACUUAUAGAGCACGGCAAACGAGUUGUGCGCCAUAUGGCGCGUUAUGCGGACGACACGGCACGGCAACUAUUCGAAGUCAUGGCAUGGCCCGGCACCACCACCCACAAAGCGCUGGUAUCUGGUAUCCGCUUUAAAGUUUUGAUCUUCUGCAACAAGAGUUUGACGGCAAGAAUUGCCCAUGGCUAUUGGGGAAGCCAAAGAUUUUCUUUUUCAACGCCUGCCGCGGACAAGCCACAAAUAUUGCCCAUGUUCCCACAGAAUUUUUGUCGAGUUCCAAAGAUGUUAUUAGAAUGGAGAUGGUUCCAAAUGAUUCGGAAUCUUUGUUUCUUGGGCCACAACACCAGGAUAUAAAGCUUAUGAACGUGAUUGUCAAAAUGUUAUGUAUUUUAAUUUUUCUGUUUUCCUGAUUUAGACCUACUUUAUUCCAUGGAAAGAUGUUAACCUGGUUCUCCCGGCUCUCCAUUCUUGCAACAAUUGUUUUUUGGUUUUUCUACCGUUUUUUACCAUUUUUUAAAAAUUAGAUUUAAAAACAGUGGAAAACCUGUUAAGAAGUUAUCUGAUGUUGAAUUAAAUCAGAACAACCAGCCGCGGGUGGAAAUUAGAAGAAAGAAACGUCGUAAUCGGAUGCGAUCAAGCUCUCCAGAAACACGCGAACAAUCCCCGUCUAUUCCAGAUUGCUCUGACGUACCAAUGGAAUUAGUAAUUGCGAUUGCUGCAGAUGCGAAUGCCAACUCUUCGGAUUCAUCAGAAGAAAAAAUUUCUACUGAAGAAAAUGGAAGAGCAUGGCAAAUGCAUCUCUAAACCUAGUUUAUUACUUAGGUUUUUUCGGCGUAAACUGAUUUUUUUUAGAUUAUGUGUGCUACGGUGGCGUUUGGAUUGGGCAUAAAUAAGCCAGACGUCCGUUUCGUAUUUCACCUGUCAAUCCCGAAAUCCAUGGAAGGGUAUUAUCAGGAAAUUGGUCGUGCUGGUCGAGAUGGACAGUUGGCACACUGUGUCAUGUAUUACAAGUUUUCGGAAUCUCAUGUCCAGCAGAAUCGAGUCGUUUUAAUCCUCGUGUGUGUGUUCCCGUUCGACAACCAACGUCUUGGUGCAGAGCUGACUGAAGUCACCACACCUGUUGACGGAUUAAUUUGUUGAUCAACAGACACAGUCGUUUGUUUCUUCGUUUGUGUGUUCCCGUUCGAAAACCAACGCCUUGGUGCAGAGUUGACUAAAUCACUACACCGUUUGACAGAUCGCGUCGUUCUUCACAGGAUAUACGACGAUUCUUCUUGUGCCUGUUUUCCGUCCGACAACCCAAGUCAUAUGGUGCAGAGUUGACAGAAGUCACCACUCCUUUGACGGAUUAAUUUGUGGAACAACAACUUUUCACCGACUUAAUCGUUCGAAAUCUUCCUUGAACAUCCAGAAUGGAAAAGUUUGCUAGUACAGUGUCUUCUAAGGAAUAUGAUCUAGAAUUCACAAAGUUGCUAGAUCAAAAAAUAGUUUCAUUGAAAAGUCCUGUGGAAGAUCCUGACAUUGAUCAAGAAACAAAGUUGUUCAUGUGU
This is a messenger RNA of Daphnia pulicaria, 2880 nucleotides long. RefSeq lists its product as uncharacterized. Lineage: Eukaryota; Metazoa; Arthropoda; Branchiopoda; Diplostraca; Daphniidae. The transcript is spliced from 12 exons. The record is from RefSeq and is a predicted model, not a curated record. The coding region runs from base 553 to 1467 and encodes 304 amino acids. Gene Ontology annotation, molecular function: nucleic acid binding; zinc ion binding.